This is a messenger RNA of Ilyonectria robusta, 702 nucleotides long. RefSeq lists its product as uncharacterized. The record is from RefSeq and is a predicted model, not a curated record. The transcript has a single exon. The annotation marks the transcript as partial. Lineage: Eukaryota; Fungi; Ascomycota; Sordariomycetes; Hypocreales; Nectriaceae.
GUCCAGGGCCAGAGCCAGCAUCAGAGCCACCUCUCUCUUGGAGCUCGCAGCGCCGCAAAGCCCAGCCGGAAGAACAGACGAUCCCGCAACCUCUCAAGUACCUUCGGAAGCCAGGGGGAGCUGCCCGGUAUGACAUGGCACCACGAGGAGCCCAACGAAAAGCCCGACGUUGAGAUUGAGUUGCCUGCUCGUUUCCAACGCCAUGAGUGGGAGCUAUAUAAUCCCGAUGAAGACAGCAAUUUGGCGACACCAACCUCCGAGCCCGUCUAUGGUUGCUCUGAUGCGGAGGACCCCCCUGACGGAAACGCGCACGACAAGAAAGCUCCUCUUCCACGAUCCCUUCGAAUCCUAAGCAGCCACAACCCUGGAGCCCCGGGCUCUAGCACCGAUGACGUCUCCUCUGCUGCUCCGACACGCAAGCGUACUCGCAGUGAAGCCGCCGCCGAAGGCACCUCAUCUGAUAAACGAGCCAAGACGAACAACGCAACCGAUGUCACGAGCUGGAAGGCGAACGGGGUAUCACACAACUCCAGGACUCUGGCUGGAAGAGACUCAAACAAACCAACGACGCUCCCUGUUAAUACAGAGACCGCCUUGGCGGCGGACGGGAGAGCGGGAGGGAAGGGGGUCGGAGCCGUAAGCCGUCGCAGCGCCAGGAUUGCGGGAAGACGGGAGGGACUGCGUACAGCCGUCGCCAUUUGA